GGAAACUUUACCUAUGUAUAGCUAGCCUCCUGUGAUUAGCCACGUCAUGUAAAGUUAGCAGUGCAGCACUUCUGAUUUAAAAGCAGCGAGGGGGUUGCAUUGUUUUAGGGGAUAUUUGUUAAUUGUUCAAGAGGAGCUCCUGUUUCAUGGUUAUAACUCGGCAGUAAUUAUAUGGGAAGAUGUCAGACCUCGGGGACUGGUUCAGAAGCAUCCCUUUCAUCACCCGGACCUGGUUUGCUGCCUCGAUUGCUGUUCCCUUUAUUGGGAAACUGGGAUUGAUUGAUUUCAGGAAUCUCAUGCUGUUUCCAGAGCUGGUUAUAAGCAGAUUUCAUCUCUGGAGACCACUGACUGCUACCUUGUAUUUCCCAAUAACCCCUAAUACUGGGUUCCUGUACCUGGUCAAUCUCUAUUUCCUCUACCACUAUUCUAGUCGGCUAGAGACAGGGGCUUUUGAUGGCAGACCUGCAGACUACAUCUUCAUGCUCCUCUUCAACUGGAUCUGCAUUGUUAUAACCGGGAUGCUGAUGAACAUGCGGCUGCUGAUGAUCCCCCUGAUCAUGUCAGUGCUCUACGUCUGGGCUCAGUUCAACAAAGACACCAUCGUGUCCUUCUGGUUCGGAACACGGUUCAAGGCACAUUAUCUACCAUGGGUCAUCCUGGCCUUCAACUUCAUUAUCGGAGGCUCGUUCGUAAAUGAACUGACAGGGAACCUGGUGGGUCACCUGUACUUCUUCCUCAUGUUCAAAUACCCCAUGGACCUGGGGGGACGCGCCCUGCUCUCCACACCUCAAUUCUUGUAUCGGUACUUCCCCACCAGGAGGGGAGGCGUGUCGGGCUUCGGAGUCCCCCCCAGCAGACCAGCUGUCCAGGAGCCACAGGGGGGAGGAGGAGGAGGAGGCGGCGGGGGAGGAGGAGGAGUAUUAAGAGGACGUUACAACUGGGGCGAAGGCUUCCGCCUGGGGGGGGAAUGAGAGACCAUCCUUACCCCUUUUUACUCCCAGUAACAAAGCUAUGGGGUUAAAGUGCUUUUUCUCAUUCUGCCGCUUGAGGGAAAACCUUGACUUAAAAUUCAUUCAUUUACAUUCAUGUUUAGUUUUGAGGGAAUUUGAAAAGGCACACACUUUAUACCCAAGACGGCAGGACUCAGACUGUGGCCUUAAGCCCAAUUCACCACAAACAGCCAGCUCUACUCUUACUGAGGAUGUGUCCAUGUGAAGCAGAUAGAAGGCAAUAUGAAUAAAUCGUUUUUUUAAUGUGAUGAUUCUUGAUCUCCACUCCCCCUUUUCUGUCUGUCCUCCUCCUUCCACCCUGACAUUGGAGAUGUUGCAGCUGUACUCCAGCACGCUGUUGAUUUUGUGUUCCUCACCCUCUCUCCUUCCCUCCCUCCCUCCUUCCCUCCGUGAUGCAGUAUCAGAUUACAUUGUAAUUACCAACGCACUGCGAGGCUGCUCUCAGCUGAACAUGGGCAGAGCUAUUUAGAGAGCACUGUUUCUAGGUCUGAUUGUUCACGGGUGUAAAAGGUUUUUUUAAGCCUCUGUCUUAAGAUUUGAUCUCAACCAAAAUACGGUGAAGAUGGGAUUUUUUUGUAAAUAUAACAGUUGUUUAUUGAAAUGACAA
This is a messenger RNA of Gymnodraco acuticeps, 1617 nucleotides long. It is a transcript of the gene derl1, whose product is annotated as derlin 1. NCBI's taxonomy places the organism in Eukaryota, Metazoa, Chordata, Actinopteri, Perciformes, Bathydraconidae. Gene Ontology annotation, molecular function: ubiquitin-specific protease binding; misfolded protein binding. The transcript has 8 exons. Gene Ontology annotation, biological process: endoplasmic reticulum unfolded protein response. The coding region runs from base 180 to 971 and encodes 263 amino acids. The record is from RefSeq and is a predicted model, not a curated record. Gene Ontology annotation, cellular component: Hrd1p ubiquitin ligase ERAD-L complex; endoplasmic reticulum membrane.